Messenger RNA from Labeo rohita (rohu), 2742 nucleotides. RefSeq names its product acetylserotonin O-methyltransferase 2 (gene asmt2). The record is from RefSeq and is a predicted model, not a curated record. Gene Ontology annotation, molecular function: O-methyltransferase activity. The coding region runs from base 1028 to 2074 and encodes 348 amino acids. NCBI's taxonomy places the organism in Eukaryota, Metazoa, Chordata, Actinopteri, Cypriniformes, Cyprinidae. The transcript is spliced from 9 exons.
GAUGACAAGGGGGGUGAGUACAUUAUCUUAUCAUUAUCAUAAUCUGUAAAUUGUUGCUCUGGAAGUGGACUUCACCUUUAAUGUGUGAGGUUGAACUAGUGCAAGGUGAGCAUUUGUAGUUAAAAGUAUAUAAAUUAGUAUUUUUCUUUGAAAAUGAUUGACCGUUAUGCUAGAUAAGACCCUUAUUUCUCUGCUGGGAUUGUGUACAGCCUUUUGAAGCUGCAUUGAAACUGCAAUUUGUACCUUCAACCUAUUGGCCACUGAAGUCCACUAUAUGGAAAAAAAUCCUGGUAUACAGUAUUUUCCUCAUAAACCUUAACCUUGGAUGACAUGAGUAAAUUAUCAGGAAAUUUUCAUUCUGUAAGUGAAUGUCUCAUUUAAGUUAAUGUGUACGUUUUUUAGGCCUAAAUGUUUAUUUUUUAUAAAAGGGACAGACUUUUGAUAGUCACUAUAUUACUAAAGCUAUGUUAGUACUGUUAUUACACUAAAAUUACAAAACACUAACAACAUAGAGAUUGAAAUCGUUUGGCAUUAACCGCCAGAUGUCACUGAAACCCUAAAGGUUCUGACAGAGGUAUGUACCAGUCAUGGAAUGUCCGAGUCAUUCCCGCGAAUCGGUUCUUUCCAACCGUUCGCUCUAGCAGGUUCAAGAUUCCAGCGAUUCUUUCACGUCAUAGCAUCGUUCGUCAUAUAUAUCGUCGUCACAGAGUACAUGCGUUCCAGUAAAGCCAUAUGUGGGCACUUAAUGUAUCUUGCGUGUAUUUUGGUUUUUAGUCAAACGGAUCAUCGUGAAGGAAUCGUUCAAACUGUGAACUGGUUCUUGAAAAUUAACUGAAAGGAUUCGACUCAAAAGAACACUAUGUUCAGGAAUCGCAUAUCACUAUACAGAACAUGGUCACAGUGGGAUUCUUUGUGCUUUUGCGUGAGAUGACUGUCGAAUCUGUGUAGGGUCGAAUUUGGAGUAGAAUUGUCUAGAACAGAAUUGCAAAUCAAACCGGCAUUCUUUUGUUGGGAGGGACGUCUAAUCAUGGCUGAGCAUUUGUCCCAGAGUGAACUGGACUAUCCUUUUAAGCUCUUGGAAUAUUUCAAUGGAUUCAGGAUCUCCAAGGCAAUAUUUUCAGCUUGUGAGUUAGGGGUCUUCGACCUUCUCCUCCAAUCCCAAAAGUCCAUGAGUGCAGCUGAAGUGGCACAGAAGCUUGGCACUAAUGAAGAUGGUAUAGAGCGUUUACUGGAUGUUCUGGUUGCCAUUGAGAUUGUGGAUGUGGAAGUGGUACAGGAAACAGCUCAUUACAGCAGUACAGAUGUUGCUAAUCUAUACCUGGCCAAGUCCAGCCCAAAAUCUCUACAUGAUUUAAUCAUUUAUAACUCUCAAACCAUCUACCCACUCUGGAACAAUCUGGUAGACGCUGUUAGGGAAGGGAAGAAUCAGAAUGAGAAAACCUUUGGCCUCCCAUCUGAAGAGAUCUUCUCUGCCAUAUACAGGUCAGAAGAGGAGAUGCUGAAAUUCAUGGGACUGAUGAACUCAACAUGGGUCAUUGACGGCCAUGACAUAGUGACAGCAUUCGAUCUUUCUAGCUUCAAGACCGUCAUAGAUCUGGGAGGCUGCUCUGGUGCAUUAGCACGAGAGCUGGCUAAAGAGUAUCCUUCCUCCACUGUCACGGUUCUGGAUCUCCCGGCUGUGGUCCAGACUGCUCGGCGGCAUUUCGCCCAGCAUGAUGACACCAUCUGUUUUCAAGAGGGGGACUUUUUUGAAGGAGAAAUCCCUUCUGCGGAUUUAUACAUUCUGGCCCGGAUCAUUCAUGACUGGAAGGAGGAAAAAAAUCUCAAACUACUGAAGAAAAUUCAUACAGCAUGUCAUCCAGGUGGAGGCGUUCUAAUCGCAGAGGCACUGUUGUUUGAGAACCGCCGGGGUCCAACUAUGGUUCAAAUGUUUUCUCUGAACAUGCUAGUCCAGACAGAAGGGAAGGAGCAUCCACCCUCUCAUUACACACGUCUGCUUACCGAAGCAGGAUUCAGAGACGUGCAGGUCUGUCGGACCGGAAAAUCAUAUGAUGCUAUUUUGGCACUCAAAUGAAUAAGCACAAGUGUAUUCAUGUGAGCGUCGUCAGUAAUCAGACCCCUUCUGCCUUAUCUGUAGACACGUCACUAAUCAUGUUCAUGCACAGACAUCUGUUGUUCCACCCUGGCUUAUAAAACAGUUUUUUCCUCCAACACAGAGUGAGCCCCCUCCUGAUUCUUAUGAUUCCUUUAAAAGACUGUUUUAGUACCAAUUAGAUUUUGUCAUUUGUGAACUUGACUCCUGAGGCCUACCAGAUGUAGUCUGAGAAGGGGUGGGUUAAGGAGCUGUUUCUGAUUGGCCAGUGAUGUGUCAAAAUAAGCUCCGCCCACCAUCUUGUGUAUCUAUGCACUGUAGUCUCAACACAUGGUUAAGUGUGACCCCUAGUGGUUAUUUGUUGAACUAACACAAUCAAAAAAUCCAAAAAAUAAAAAUAAAACCGCAUUAGUGGAUUUUUAACUAAAGAAAGUCUGAAUAUCAAUUCCUGACCUCAUUCCAUUGUUUUUUUUGUGUCAUAUAGUCUAGUCCAAAUACAAUUUCUUUAUCAUCCUUCUACAAAAAGAAUACCUCUUGAUUUUUUAAAUGUAUUGUGUAUUUUUUUCUAGUGAAAACCUUGAACCACCCUUGACCUUGUGCCACACAUUUAUAGUUGUUCACUGAGAAACAAUCAAAUAAAAGGAAACAAU